AUGGUGCCCACGGGAGACCUUCCCCCGCCGCCCCCGGGUUGGCGGAAGUACUGGGCGGUGCUCGUGACGUACGUGUCGUGCGCGUCGUUUCAUGCCUCCCGCGAGGCGUUCGUCGCGGUCAAGGGCGACUUUCAGCGUCGCCUGCACUUCCCGACCGAGCUGCUCGGGUACCUCGACACCACAUUCCUCGUGUGUUACGGCUUUGGACUCCUGUUCAGCGGAUCGAUCGGCGCGAGGUACGGGAACAAGACGAUGGCGAUCGUGGGGUUGGCGGGGACGGCGUUGGUGAUUGCCACGAUGGCGCUGCUGUCCAUGGGCUGGAUCACCGACCUGCCGACGGACAAGUCCGAGGCGUGGACCCAAGGCUUGCUCCUGUACGUCCCGCUGUGGGCGGUGAACGGGUUCAUCCAGUCGUUGGGCUUUCCGAACCUCGUCGCGGUGACGUCCGGGUGGGUGAACCCGGAGAAGCGCGGGUUGGUCCUCGGCAUGUGGAGCACCACCGGCGCGGCGGGCGACAUCAUCGGCCUGUCCGUCGCGACGCACGUGCUGGAGCGGAGCGGCGGCGUCGGGUCCCACGCGCAAAAGCCCGGCGAGACAACGGAGCAGUGGACCAACGUGUUCUGGGCCAUCGCGGUGUAUCUCGCGGCGGUUUCGCUGCUGCUGGCGUUCGGCGUCGAGGAUCGCGCGUGGAUCGGUCUGAACAAGAGUACGAACGGGGGUGACAAGGCACCCGGGACGGACGAGAACGCGCCGCUUCUGCCGGAUGCGAAGGAGGGCGCCAAGGGGAUGAAGACGCGUCCGCCGGCGAACAUCACCGGCGUCUUCUCGGGCCUGAAAGAGGCGUGGUCCGUCCCGGGCGUGCUGGACUGGUCCAUGUCCUACUUUUUCAUCAAGACGGUGACGUACACCAUCCUCUUUUGGAUGCCGUACUACCUCACGCUCACUCUCAGCAGCCAAGCAGCGGCGGACAACCUCACCGUCCUCUUCGACGUCGCGAUGAUCGUGGGGUGCACGCUGCUCGGAUACGUCACGGACGCCUUCGGGGGAACCAGGUCCCCGGGAUUCUUCGUGUCGUACAUAUUCGGCGCGUUACCCCUGCUGUUCCUUCCGGCGCUGCAGAGGUCGAUUCCUCACUACGCCGUCGCGUUUGGCAUCAUCGGCGUGUUCACCGGCGGACCAGCGCACAUGUACGGCACGGCGGUGAGCGUCGACCUCGGCGUGGCGGCGGCUGAGCUCGGUAAGCCCGGGCUCGUCUCGUCGCUCUCGGGGCUGAUCGACGGCAUAGGGACGCUGGGUGCGGCGGUGGGGCAGACGCUCGUGGCGAAGGUGGCGAGCGCGGGGGAGUCAAAGACGGUUAAGAAGAUCAAGAAGGUUCUUGACGACGCCGUCAAAGGUAAUGAGACCACAGUGGAGGACCUCGUGGAGGCGCACUCCAGGCCGAGGUUGACCGGCAACAUCACCGAGGACAUGGCGAGCGGCGCGACGGAUUACGUGUUACGGGAAUGGAGCGACGAUGAGGACGGUACGCUCGGCGUGGAGACGUCGGCGGCGAUGGCGGGCGGGCGGAAGAAGGGGCUCGCGCACGGCGUCAACGGAUUGAUCCGCGACCUCGCCAGGGGAUCAGACGCCGAGAUCGAGCUGGAUCGAGAGGAGCGGACCAACGCCAUGGCGUUCGGCACGAUGCCGUCGUUGGGCGACGAAUCGGAUUUGGGAAGGUACGUCAGCGAGGCGACGUUCGCGCCGGCGAUUUUCGAGGCUGCGAAAGUCGCCGUCGCCGACGAGGGGAGGAGGGAGAAGGCUCACGAGGUUCUGGCCAACGUGACCCGCAUGGUCGCGUCUUCCGAUCUGGUGGACGACGAUUUCCAGGAGCGAUGGUCGAGGGUGUUCCUCAUGCUCUUUUUCUUCAACGUGCUCGCCGCGGUGUGUCUGCUCCGCGUCGCGCACAGAGAGCUCACGCGCGCGGGGGUGAUUCCCAAGUGAUUUUGUUCGUUGCAAUCGAAGGUUACAACCGUUUACAACC
This is a messenger RNA of Micromonas commoda, 2020 nucleotides long. RefSeq names its product major facilitator superfamily. NCBI's taxonomy places the organism in Eukaryota, Viridiplantae, Chlorophyta, Mamiellophyceae, Mamiellales, Mamiellaceae. Gene Ontology annotation, molecular function: transmembrane transporter activity. Bases 1 to 1980 code for a protein of 659 amino acids. Gene Ontology annotation, cellular component: endoplasmic reticulum membrane. The record is from RefSeq and is a predicted model, not a curated record. Gene Ontology annotation, biological process: transmembrane transport. The transcript has a single exon.